ACAGAGAAGUUGUUCUUUUGGAUCUUCUGCUCACCUGCUGAAAUUUAUAUUCUCCUUAAUGUGAAGCGAUUUUGUUACAGGUGUUGAUUCUUUGGACGAAGGACGACUAUCAGUCCGAUGGCGGCUCUGUCUGAGAACAUGCUGACAGUCAACAUGUUACUGAGUCUCUUCUUUCUUCCAGGGACUUUGGCUGAUGACUGUGGAAACAAUAAACCUGCCCUCAAGAUCAUUACACCGAAUAACAUGGAAGCUCUGUCUGGAUCUUGUUUGCAAAUCCCAUGUACCUAUAACACAGAUAAUCCUACAUAUGACAGCAGUAAAACAAUCAAUGGAAUUUGGAUGAAAGGUGGUGUAAAUUAUGGCACAGAUAGAAGUAAUGUUAUUUUCGACAGCAGUGGGUCAAUUAACACCUUUUCACUCAAUAUUACUGGAAACCUGAAAGAGAAAAACUGCACCACUCUGUUUCCCAAUCUAACAACAAGUCAUACAGACAAAUACUUCUUCAGAGUUGAGAACGGUGUCUACAAGGCAUCAGCUUGUGCUGAUCCUCUUCAAAUUACAGUUAGAGAAUCUCCCUGGAGACCCAGGAUUAAUAUCUCUGAUGGUGACCUGAAGGAGAAUCAGUCUGUCACUAUAACCUGCUCAGCUUCAACUCCGUGUCCACACUCACCUCCUGAACUCACCUGGAAUCUCCAACAAGACUCUCUCAGACAAACAGAGAAAAACACAGAUGGAACCUUUACAACUAAAAUCCAGGAGAACAUCACUCUGUCAGACACACAUGAUGGAUACAACAUCAGCUGUUCUGCCGGAUAUCCUGUGAAAGGAAGAAUCAAGACAGCAGAGACAGAAGUGACUCUUAAUGUUUCAUAUGCUCCUAGAAACACCUCAGCAUCCAUCAGUCCAUCAGGUUUGGUGUCAGCAGGUAGCAGGGUGGAGCUGAACUGCUCCAGCAGAGCCAAACCUCCACCCAGCUUCACCUGGUUCAGGAACAACAAAGAUGGAGCCAUUAAUGUGUCUGUGGGGCCAGUUUACGGCUUGAAUGUUACUGAAAGAGGAGAGUUUUACUGUGUGGCUACAAAUGAUCUGGGUAAUCAGACAUCCUAUGUGAACAUUAACAUUGAAGGUCCUUCAACAAAAGCAGAUUUUCCCACUGUGCCAAUGGCAGUGGGACUAUCUGUGGCCAUCAUUGUGGGUUUAUGUCUGGUUUUAACUUAUUGUUGUUUUAAGGCCAAACAAUCUUCUCCUCAACAGACUCAGAGUCAAACAGGCGUUGAAGCUGAUGUUCAGGUAUCAGACGACAAAGAAACAAAAGGAGAAGUUCAUUAUGGAGAAGUGAACAUCAUAAAGAAGUCACCUGAAGCUUCCUCUUUGCCAGUGCCGGACGGCGAACAGACGUCGGUGUACGCUCAGGUCAAAGUGCCAAUGGCAGAGAAAUCCACAACACAGACUGCUGAGAGUCCAGAGAAUCUCUACGCUCAAGUGAAGAAGGAUUAAUGUUCGUUUGUACGAUAAAAUCAGGAUUUAUUUGUGCAAUAAGUAAGAUCUUGUCAGACAUGGUAGACAUGUUUUUCUGAAUGUGCUCAUCCUUAGUUUAAUUGUUCUGAGGCUUUUGAUUUCAUACUUUGUAAAGAUCUCAGUUAUUUUGUACUUGUUUUAACAGUGAGAUCUGCAGAUGGAUCUCCUUGUCAUGAAAUGAUUUUUGAAAAGAAAAAAAGUGUUAAAAGCAGAGAAUAAUUUAUUUCCUUCUCAUUUAAACUUUCCUAAAAACUGAAGGUUAAUUUAAGACUGUGUGUGUGUUUAUGUUUUAUGGCUUGCUAGAGUGUCAACCAUAACAUUUUCAGUUUAUCACCUGCUGGUCACAGAAAAACGUGUUGAAAUAAAAAUGUGACCAAACUAAUUCAAGUAAGUUUGUAAAAGUAAUUAUUUUCACAGGAGCUACUCUAGUGUGGCACCUCUUACAGAAAUAUAACUGAUAUAAAAGUUAAUGACUCUUUUUGUCUGGUUAGAACAGAAAAUAGGCUGGGCAGCCAUGCCGUGGUAGCUACGUCAUACUUCCUGUAGGCCAUAGGAAUUGAAUGCAGACAGUGUUUGGGUAGCAUAGCGUUAGAUCUAGUUACAAUAGCGUUAGAACUAGUUACAUUAUGACGGGUUUCUUGAUCAGACAUUUGCAUAGUGUUUACAUAGGUUUUGUAGCAGUGGAGCCUUUAUGUAAUAUGUAGUGUGUCUGACCUGUGACAGUCAGAGAGCCUCUCUGGCAGCCUGGCCUAAAAGUGGAGCUCACAUGAAACCCACCAUAGAGUCAGACGUGCUGCAGUAUGAUUUAUCUAAACGAAACUCCCCUUAUUUGACAUCGAAACCAAGACCAGGUCUUACAUUCUUCCAACAAGCUUUGAAAAGGAAUGCUGGUAGCCAUUUUGCAGACUUUAUUUUUAAAUAUAUUAUUGAAUGUUUUUGUAUCUUUGCUUUGGUCAAAUGUGACGUGUAAUAUUUCUCCUGAGCUUGGCAUUUGAGUUCUUCUCCACUCUUCUUAUUCAACAAGUUUAUUAGAAUUGUUAUUUACAUUUCUCUCUCUCUACUAGAUUUGUUUAUUUUUUGGUAACAGAAUAUGCAUCAACUUAAAUUUGAGAAAGGUUUCAAACCUUUUUAUCGCCUUCUUUACACAUUUUUGAAUGGGGUGAGCAAAUGUUUUAUAUCUGAAAAACAGAAUGAAUCAUAAGAAACUCAUUCAUUAUUUUCUGUACCAAUUUCCUGCUGUUUGCUCUGCCAGAGCUCUGGAACCUUUGCAAGAGAUGCCAACAAGGUGGGGCACUUUGCAGUAAUUUACUGUGAGUAAAAGUGAUUACCUUGAUAAAAGUAAAAGAUGAAUAAACAAAAGUUAAA
Messenger RNA from Xiphophorus maculatus (southern platyfish), 2883 nucleotides. RefSeq names its product B-cell receptor CD22-like. The record is from RefSeq and is a predicted model, not a curated record. The transcript has 8 exons. Lineage: Eukaryota; Metazoa; Chordata; Actinopteri; Cyprinodontiformes; Poeciliidae. The coding region runs from base 118 to 1497 and encodes 459 amino acids.